AUGACUCCUUCAUCAUUGCAUGUGGGUCUUUGGAAGCAGAGUUUGUUAAUGGCUGUGUGGCAUGGUGCAUAUGAAGGUCCUUCAAAACUCUAUGCUGAAGGUGGAGUUGGGGCAUACGCUCAAAAAAUGCUUGGCGUUCCUAAAUCAGAGAAGGAAGAAAUUGAGUGCCUUCUUGCAUCCAUAGUUCCUUAUGCUUCUAGAGUAUUGUAA
Sphenostylis stenocarpa is the source of this 210-nucleotide messenger RNA. NCBI's taxonomy places the organism in Eukaryota, Viridiplantae, Streptophyta, Magnoliopsida, Fabales, Fabaceae. The record is from the annotation of a GenBank genome assembly.